UCUUCUGCAAGUCAACUUGCACCAUCAUGUCAGAGGACCAGAGUAAAACAGCCAUGGAGGUGGACACUGCUUUUAUCAAGUCCAAAAGGGGGAUCCUAAAAGUGGCAGAGAUGGUGACUCUGCUUGUGGCGUUUGUGUGUUUCGCUGUAGCAUCCACACCAAAAUACAUCGCAGCCACAGUGUUGGAGUUUCUGAUCACUGCACUUCUGGUGUUGCUGUACAUCUUCAAACUCAACAAGAGGCUGACUUUCUUCUUUUGGCCUCUUAUAGAUGUUUUAAAUUCAGUGUUUGCAGCCGUCUACUUUAUCAUCUUGAGCCUGUUGGCUGUGAGUACGUACACUGUCACAGGCACACUGGUUGGAGGGAUAUUCGGGUUGAUAUCAGCUGUGGUCCUGUGUGUGGACAGCUACUUGCUUUUCAGGAACAUCACAUUAAACAGGCCAAGAAGUGAAACCCAGAAUCAAAAAACAACAACAAAUUAAUAAUAAAUCAAUUAGUAAAUGAGCACAUUGUACUAUGUGAGCAUUAAGAUCAAGAAGUCUUCUACCAUUAAUUUAUUUCUCUUGAGUAUAUUCUAAGACUGUAUUGUACAAUAUAAUCCAAAGUUUUUCAGCAUAUUUAAGAUUUCAGCUGUAUUUUGUGCGUAUUUGUAAAAUUGACAUGAAUCUGAUGGAAAUGACAAACAUCAAUAAAGUUUUAUUUUAGCCUUGUGA
Molecule: messenger RNA, 713 nt
Organism: Epinephelus lanceolatus (giant grouper)
Lineage: Eukaryota; Metazoa; Chordata; Actinopteri; Perciformes; Serranidae
Gene: cklf
Product: chemokine like factor
Cellular component (GO): membrane
Source: RefSeq, a predicted model, not a curated record